AUGGGUGGUGAAUUAUCUGUGGCAAACGAUCGUUUGAGUGAUUUUGAAGUUUUACAUGCAAACAUCUUUACUCCUGGUCAAGGCAUAUGUUUACAACGUUUGAAUCCAGGACGUAGCUCAGAAUUUAAAUUUGAUUAUAGUCUAGCAUAUGGAUCUUGGUAUGACAUUCUAAUUGUUGGUCACUCCACGUCUGCAAAAGCGGGUGGCGAAGUUCAACGAUAUCUGACAAAAGGUGUCUAUCUCAGUUAUAAAAAAAAAGUUAAAAUCAGUGAACUAACAGCUGGGAAAAAUCGUGAUCUUGGCGCUGAGUGGAACUGUGGAGCGUGUCAUAAAGACAAUAUCGGCAGUUUGAGAGUCUGCGAGUAUUGUUUUACUAAUAGAUCACAGAAAAUAAUCAUCGUAUUAUCGUAUAUACCCGUUCUUGGUCUUCCAUUUUCAUUAACAAAUGCCGUCCUUCAAUGUGGUAAAGCUGCACAAUCAAACAGCAUUGCAGAUGAGGUUGAUGCUGGUCUCAGUGUAGCAAUGUGUAUAAUGGAUGUUGUCACGGCACCGUUCAUUGUUGGUUCUCUGGUGACAAUACCUGCUAAGGUGACUGCUGAAACUGGUGUUAAAUUAACAGCCAAAACCGUCUUCUGUGAUGCAAGUAAACCGUUGUUGGUUGCAGUUGGAAAAGAAUUCGGAAAAGGAGGAAUUGUAGCUAUGUCUGGUGGUGAUAGUCUUGUUUUACGCAAAUUUCUAUUGUCAGAAAGACGCUUUUCGUCGCCAUCGAAACAAGAAAAUAAUGCUAAUGAUUUCUGUCGAGAUUGUGUUGACACAUUUGAUACCUUAAUCUAUUUAAUUCUUGAUGGUAUUAUUGAAGUGGGUAUUAUAAAUACAUGUGAUGAUGUAUGUGAUUAUGUUACUGCAAAGUCAGGAUCACCUGUUUUAUAUGCUAUUUGUGCAGUCGAUUGUGAUGCGCUGGGAAUUAACGAAUUUAUUAAAAUAGCUAAAGAAGUUGAUCUUGAUCCAAUCUAUUUUUGUGAAUCAUUAAAAAUUUGCCCAAUAAAUGAUAAUGGUGAUGCUAAAUUUAAAUCAUUCUCCAUUUUACCAUCACAUGCUCCAGUUUAUAGUACAUUUGUUAUUGAUUUUACGUAUGAAUCUGUUAAUGGAACUGGCAGCGGUCAGUUACUAGUUAAUAUUCAAACUAUUGAUUACGUUGAAAUCUUGUCUACUUUUUUGAUUGAAUCACUUAAACCAGGUAGAUAUGCUGAACGUAUUACUGUUGAUGCUAGUCCAGAUCCUACAUGUGAUCCUAGUAUUGAGGAAUGUGAACAAUGGUAUCCGGGAGUAUAUAAUGUUACAAUUAUGAUUUAUAAUGGAGAAUGUGGCUCACAUCAUCCUCAUAGUCAGGUUUAUGAUAUGGUCAAAGGCUCGUUUCGAAUUGAUUAA
Molecule: messenger RNA, 1428 nt
Organism: Rotaria sp. Silwood1
Lineage: Eukaryota; Metazoa; Rotifera; Eurotatoria; Philodinida; Philodinidae
Source: the annotation of a GenBank genome assembly